This is a messenger RNA of Laetiporus sulphureus 93-53, 1916 nucleotides long. RefSeq lists its product as uncharacterized. Lineage: Eukaryota; Fungi; Basidiomycota; Agaricomycetes; Polyporales; Laetiporaceae. The transcript is spliced from 5 exons. The record is from RefSeq and is a predicted model, not a curated record. Bases 166 to 1620 code for a protein of 484 amino acids.
GCCGGUCUCAUCCAACAAUCAGCGAAGCUCGCGAAUGACCUCAAGAGUCGUUUGGACAAGGUGACUGGAGAGCGAGCCGCUAAUAUCGAGGAGCGGCUCAAGAGCAUCAACACGGAAGUUACGCGGCUGUGUUGGUGGGGAUGCAAAGUCUACGAUAUCACGCGCAUGAAUGACGAGGUCGGCUCCUAUCUCUCGUCCAAUGACAGCAAGCAUCGUUUCCUUGCAGGGGCAUCUGACAAGAUGUGGCAACGUGUGGAGCAGCUCGAAUCCGCCGAGAGAUCGAAAUCAUUCGAUGAUGAGUGUGAGAAGAUCAGUGUCAAGCAGCUCAGCUUGAAAUCCCCGGAGUCAAAGGUGCUGCAAUGCAAGCCGUUCACGCGCUUCCUAGUCGAGGUAUCGAAAUACGAUGAGUAUUACCGGGGAAAUCAGUCUAUCAUGAACGCGAGCUCCUUAUCCAAAAUGUUGGGGACUCACGGCGCGCUGCUUGCGACGACAAUGUUGGAAUUGCUGGACCGGAUGAACAAGAUUGUGGCUCGGAUGCCGCCGAAGAGAAAGUUGCCUCCUGCUGAUAAAGUGGAGGCCAUUCUGGAGGAGGAGGAAGACCUCGAGAUGGACAUUGACAAUGAGUUGAAAGACGAAAAGUUGCGCGAAGAACUCGUACGGGAGUACAUGCAAGAUCCUCGACGCGUGGCUGCCAAGAAGGUACAUGUCACCUUCGAUGCGCUGUCCGCAACUCGGGAUGAGAGCCGACGCUUCUGGCGACCCGAGCUCCUUCAGAGGAUCGACGAUAUAUUCAACCGGCAUUUCAAGUCCCAGGGCUUCUACAUCGGAACGCAUGAAAAGAAGUAUAUCGCCUCUCUCCGGAACUACCACGCUGACGUCGAGAAAGCGAUCGACCAAUCAUGGUCGAAUGAUCUCGGGAUGGACGUCGAGGAGGUAAAGAGCCGCCUCGCGUAUCUCUUCCACACAAGGCACGGGAGCAAAUGGCGCCCAUAUCCUCUCCCCACCUUGUCUGUCUUCCGUGCUCUCCACAACUCGCUCAACCGCUUUCCAGUGGUGGUAAAAGCGAUCGCCACUUGGAUCGAACCAAUGGCGCAAAUGCUGUCGGUUGGCUAUCAGAAGGGUGCGAAGUACCUUGACCAAUCUGACAGCAUGCUCGCAGUCGUCGAGAAAGCAUGCUUGAAACCCCAGGCAGCAUUUGAGAUUUCGCGCGCCAUGAGAAACGCUCGGGAGGUGCUCCUCCCUAACCUCCAAAUGCGCCUCGUCGACAUCAACACAGAAUGGCCAGACAAGAGAGGGUUGAUCGCCCUCGAAACAUAUGCUUGGGACGCCAUCAAGAGACGUAGCAAGGUUGCCGGUGAGAAGGGUGAGUAUGCCGCGCCGGAGCACGACAAGGUUGUCAAAGAGAAGUCAUCAUCGAAACAAAAGUACGGAUUGAUUGAGAAGGCGAGAACGAUCCUACACCAGUUGGAAUUGCGUGACAAGCAGCCUGAGGACGAGCUGAUGGCCGUCUUCAAAAUUUUACAUCGGGUGGAAUUGAAACAGAAGGCCGAUCUUCCAUGCAAUCAUCCGGCCCUGGUGGCGCUUUAUGCAUCAAUGAUAGAUCCUUUCAAGACAGAUUAGAAGUCUCGCAGCGGCAAGUUGAAGCUGCUGGAACGAGGAGCAUGGAUGGUGGCAGGUAUGUGGUUCGAAUCGGUGGUGGCGCGCAUGAACGCAGAGCAUUAUGACGAGGACGUCAUGAAUCUGCGCGACUCCAUUCAAGACUCGAUCGCACAGUACAUGCCGACAACCAGGGUAGAGGACCCGGAGACAGGGAAGUCGAGAAAAGUAUCGGACUCUAUCUUCUGGGACGGCAUUACCAGAGAGAAGCUCCAUAUACCGCUCACUCCCGGUUACAAACCUGCGACAGCGAAUGACAU